Messenger RNA from Metarhizium brunneum ARSEF 3297, 1323 nucleotides. The record is from RefSeq and is a predicted model, not a curated record. NCBI's taxonomy places the organism in Eukaryota, Fungi, Ascomycota, Sordariomycetes, Hypocreales, Clavicipitaceae.
AUGGCCUCGAACGGGAAUUUGGCCCGUCAAGAUGUAGACAGAGGGUUUGUUAUUCUGGCUGUUGGCUGGAUAGAAUGCGGCAUCACGGCCUUGUUCGUCACCGGUCGAGUAUACAGCCGUUUUCAGAAGCGAGGCGGCCUGGGAGCAGAUGACUGGCUUAUUUUGAUAUCGUUUAUACUCGCCGUCGCCUUCAUGGGCGUCACCACACCAGAAGUGCAAUAUGGCACAGGGAGACACCUCGAGUUCCUCUCUGAAGAUGAAAAGAUCCAGUCGGUCAAGCUCGACUGGGUCAGUCAGGCAUUCCACAUUAUGAGCACCGCCGUGGCCAAGAUCUCGAUUGUCCUCUUCAUCCGGCAAAUCAUUGGCAAGGGCCACUCCCGCAUGUGGUUCCUCUACAUCAUGGUAGCCAUGCUGUUCGUCAUCAGCGUCGUUUGCGUGGCCUUUAUCUUUGCGCAGUGUACGCCUGCUGCGGCCUUGUGGGAUCCAAGGCUGAGCGAGGUCGGAAAGUGUUGGGAUCCCAAGGUGCAACAGGGUUAUGGGUAUUUCACAGCCUCCUUCUCCGUCUUUUCGGACUUUGCGUUGGCCGUGUUUCCCGUCACCGUGUUGUGGAACUUGCACAUGGAGUGGCGGCUGAAGAUGAGCCUCAUGUUUUUCAUGGGCCUGGGCGCGUUUGCCGGCAUUGCGUCCAUUAUCAAGACGAUGAAACUCGAGACGCUCUCCUCCCGAGGCGAUUAUACGUACGCUCUGACAGGAAUUGACUUUUGGGCCAAUGCAGAUGAAACAGUUGACCUAAUCAUCUGGAUGAUGACCGAACAAUUCUGCAUCAUCAUCGCCGCGUGCAUUCCGCCGAUGCGCUCCCUCUUCGUCAACAUCUACCGCAAAGUCUUCAACAUCCAGUCCACCCACGACGCGUCGACAAAUAAAACGGGUGGCACGAAAUCCAGACAAGGCUACGUCAACCAGCCCUCGCAAAACGAGGAGCACGGUCUGUCGCGCAUGGAGUCGGGCUACUGGCGGAAUGAGACGGAGAUCUCGGCCGCGGCCUAUCGCUCAGAGCCAGACGGCGACAAUUCGAGUGGCCAUGCCGAUCGGCGGAGCGACAGCGAUGAAUUGCUGAGGGAGCAGCACAGGGGAAUUGUGAAAAGAACCGAGGUGAUGGUUUCCGAGCAUCGGAUUUUGGACGCGGAUAUCAUUCCCAAGAAAGGAAGACCUUUGGCGCCCGCAUUCAAUUGUGGCUGCCGCGUGGAAAAGCAUGUCUCGACCAUGAUUAAGCCCGUCAACGGCUAUGACGACAUGACUACCACCACCAAGCACGAGGGCUGA